Messenger RNA from Cydia pomonella (codling moth), 423 nucleotides. RefSeq lists its product as uncharacterized. Gene Ontology annotation, molecular function: nucleic acid binding; zinc ion binding. The transcript has a single exon. The record is from RefSeq and is a predicted model, not a curated record. Bases 1 to 423 code for a protein of 140 amino acids. Lineage: Eukaryota; Metazoa; Arthropoda; Insecta; Lepidoptera; Tortricidae.
AUGGCGUGUCUCCGGGUAUCAGGCCUAGAUGAGGCUGCCACCUCAGAGGCAGUGGUGAGAGCACUUGCAGCCAAAGGGGGAUGUUCACCGGCGGAUAUCAGGGUAGGAGAUAUUCACAUCGGUUACAGCGGCACUGGCUCUGCCUUAGUUCGGUGCCCUAUAGAGGCGGCGAAUGCCGCAGCAUCCUUGGGAAGGGUGACGAUUGGGUGGGCAGCUGCCCGGGUCGAAGCACUUGAGCCUGAGGUGCUCAAGUGCUACAAGUGCCUGGGUAUCGGCCACACUAGGGCUACAUGCCCUUCCCCGAUCGAAAGAGGAGACCUGUGCUUCCGGUGCAGCAAGCCGGGGCACCGGGGGGUGGUCUGCCAGGCAGAGGCCUUCUGCGCAGUCUGCCACCAGGCGUGGCUUCUCAUGCAACCCCCCUAA